Hibiscus syriacus is the source of this 369-nucleotide messenger RNA. RefSeq lists its product as uncharacterized. The coding region runs from base 1 to 369 and encodes 122 amino acids. The transcript has a single exon. The record is from RefSeq and is a predicted model, not a curated record. NCBI's taxonomy places the organism in Eukaryota, Viridiplantae, Streptophyta, Magnoliopsida, Malvales, Malvaceae.
AUGGAGUCCAACCGGAAGCGCCGAGGAUUCAUCAAGUCCAAGCUGGCACCGUUCUACCGAGCAGCCAAGCCAGCAGUACCAGCGAUGCUGUACACCAAGAGUGUGAAGCCGAACAAGGCUUCCACUACCACAGCUUCAUUCAGCUUUCGAGUUCACCAGGACUACAAAGUUUCGAAACCGAAGCAGGUUUCAGUUUUCAUACCUGCUGAUAAGAAGCAAGAAAAUUUAGGCCAGAUUGACACCUUCUUCGGCUUUGCUGGUGAUGAAGCUGUUGAUAUUAAAGCUGCAACUUACAUCUCUUCGGUUCAAGAACGUUUCAAGCUUGAACGAAAUGACUCUGAACGAGUUAAGCUUCAAGAGACUCAUUAG